Messenger RNA from Neurospora hispaniola, 333 nucleotides. RefSeq lists its product as uncharacterized. Bases 1 to 333 code for a protein of 110 amino acids. The transcript has a single exon. Lineage: Eukaryota; Fungi; Ascomycota; Sordariomycetes; Sordariales; Sordariaceae. The record is from RefSeq and is a predicted model, not a curated record.
AUGCGUGCAUGGGUUUUGCAAGCAAAGAGGAGUUCUGCGUCCCGGGGCUGGCUGACUGGGUGGGCAGAUAUCAUGACAUGGCAUGGCGCGACGGGGAAACGGGGAACGAAUUACACUGCAGUGGCUCGGGCUAGAUUUUACAUUCCCAACAUAUGUAGACGGGUUAUUACGGACGUCGAAGCUACCUUUCUUCUCUUCUCUGCUUUGCUUUGCUUUCGUUGGUUUUUCUACUCCUCUUACUUUCUCGCUCAAAGCAGGCGGGACGACAAGAUAAUCAGGGUGGUGUGGUGUGGUGGGUGGUCUUGCUAUGAGCUUGAGCUUUCCGUAGAGUAA